This is a messenger RNA of Biomphalaria glabrata, 11477 nucleotides long. RefSeq lists its product as uncharacterized. NCBI's taxonomy places the organism in Eukaryota, Metazoa, Mollusca, Gastropoda, Planorbidae. Gene Ontology annotation, molecular function: protein binding. Gene Ontology annotation, cellular component: CERF complex. The coding region runs from base 478 to 8721 and encodes 2747 amino acids. Gene Ontology annotation, biological process: chromatin remodeling. The record is from RefSeq and is a predicted model, not a curated record. The transcript has 18 exons.
CCUAAGAAAAUGGCUGUCGUAUCAGAGCGUGAUAACGGAGCAACAAUACGGGAAUAUCACUAUUAAUGUUCAAAAUAGUUUGUUCAAAAAGUAGAUAUAGUAUUGCACUAAUGCUUGUUAACACCCUUGCAACUGAAGAUAAAGUUUAGUUGUGUGCAACAUCUGUUGACGUGUUAUAAACAAAACAUUUGUAUCGUUGUAGUAGACUUGAGUUUGAUCGAAGUUGAGUAGAUCCAAGACCAAUUUCGUGUGUACUGACUGUUGUGUGUAGACUAGCCUAGAUAUUAAUCUAGAAUCUAAAAUCUAGCUUAGAGAUCCAGGUUAUAAUCUGAUAUAGAUCUAUUUUCUAUAGAAUUUACUUUUACAUUGUCCAUCAAAAUCAGAAAAUCCAACCACAAAUUUAAAAUCGGACCAUUUACUCAUUUACUGGCAGACACGCAAUAAUUGCGGAGGUGCCAGUCCAUCAAAAGCAGAGACAUGGACGGUGCCGACGCAGAAAAAGUUGAAAACAAAGACGUUGAAUUGGAUACUAAAGAACGCCUAAAGGAGGUACAUUCCUGGUGGGAGGUGCCAGCUAUUGCCCACUUUUGUUCUCUGUUUAAGGCAGUAUUUGGCUUCAGUGACUUUGAUAUAGAGGAUCUAGAAGAUGCUUUGUUGACAUCUCCAGCUCUUGGUGGCAGUACACUUGUCAUUGACAUCAUAUGUCAACUCCUAAAUGGAUGUUAUGCUAGAGAUGACAUUAAAUACUUCAAUUACGACCUUUUCCUGAAAGACAUUUUCAAACAGAGAUGGCAAAAAGAACUUGGUCGCGACAAUCCAUUGACAACAACAACUUUUUUAGAAUUGCCAGUGCGACAGAGGGUUGAAAUCUUGCAUGCCCUUUGUGACUUUAGGCUUGAUGCUGAUGAUGUUGCUGAUAUGUUAAAGGGUUUAAGUGGAGAGAGCCUUCGUGUUGAACCUCUGGGCGUUGAUAGUAAAGGAUCUAAAUACUGGUAUUUUUAUGGUACAAGGCUUUACAAGGAGUUGCCAGAACCAGAAGAUACUAAGGAAAUCACAAAGAAAAGGACAAAAAGAAAAAGUCAGCCAUCAGAGGAUGAUCAAGAAGUAGAAGAGGAUGGAGCGUCCCAGCACACAGAUAGACAGGAGGCAGCUAAAAGAAAUCCUCAACUUUCAGCUGUGGCUCAUGUUUCUGAAAAUGGUGCUGAGGAUGAGGACAUGAAUGUUUUGGAAGAAACCAUGGAAAGUGUGCAGGAGGAUACUAAUGACAAGGAGGAGGAAGAGGAUGAGAUUCAAAGAGAACUGAAUGAAGCACUUCAAGAAAGUGAUGAUGAAAUGAUGGAUGAUGAUAAAAAUGAUGUUGAUUUUGAAGAAGAGCUGAAGAAAAAGAAGACUUCUAAAAAUCAAAAACAGAAAAAAUCUCCUGCAAAAAAAAAUGGUGGAAAGUCUUCAAAGAAAAAUGAGGAACCCGAACAUCAGUUUAUUGAAACUGUUUGUAAAUCCAAAAGCAAAACCAAAUAUUUUAAAGGCAGAAGAUCCAGAAGUAGAAAAAGGGCAAUGUCAUCAUCUACAUCUUCAGAGGCAAAAGAAACAAAAAGGGAACCAAAUUCUAAAAAGAGAUCGCAUUCUGCAACAGUGGAAGGAACAAAGGCCAAAACACCAAAAUCUGAGCCAGCUAAAACAACACAGCCCACAGCUCCUCCGCCCACGAGAAGGUCACGCCGUAAGCAGGGUGAGGAACAACCAGAAGUCCUUUUUCCUGCUAAUAUCUCUAAAACUGAGCUGAAGCGCCUUGCUAUUGAUGGAUUUCAGAACCAGCUCAGCUCUCAUCGCAGCAGAAAUACCAGCAGAGAGAGCAGUGUGAGUUGUGAUAAUGCUACAACUCUAAGUAGCAAUAGCAGUGUGAGUGAGGGAGCAUUGAAAGGAGGGAAGAGGCUGACAACUCAUAGACAAAAACUUGAAAAGGCUGUUCACAAAUUCAACCAAAAAGUUUCCAACUCUAAAGAAGCUGAGCUUGUUCCCUGUGUGGUACCUCAAGAGGUCUCAAAUAAGGGCAGCUCCAGAAGAAAAUCCACUCCACAGCGUAGGCAGCACAAAAAGGAACUACCGUCAACUGAUGAUUCGCCCUCAGUUAAACCCAGUGAUCAGGAAUUGUCUACUGUAUAUUUUCAAGAAGGCCGGGUGUCAAGCUCUGAUAAGACCUCUCAAGCUAAAAAAAUAUCACUGUCUAAAGAAGAACCAAAGUCUAACUCAGCUGAUACUUCAGUUGAUUUGGAAACAAAUUGUGUGAAGGAUGAUGGUGCAUCAUCAUCUACAAGGGUAGAACAAACUACAGGUAACUCUCAGACAACUGCUGAAGUCAACUGUAUUCAAAAUGAUGGUAUUAACAUUAGUUCCAAAAAAGUAGAAAAUAAUGACAUUGGUGCACCAGACUUGAGAAGUUGUGAGUUAGCAAAUACAGAAGAAAGCAAUCAAGUGAAAGUAGCUGUUAGCCAUCCUUUAGCACAGCUGAGAGUAGUGGAUCCUGUAGAUUAUGCUGGGAGUGAGAAAAGUGAAGAAGAAGAAGAUGAAGAGAGAAUCAUUGAACUUCAUGAGGCAGAUCUAGAAGACGAUGUCAAUCUGAAUGAAGGUGAAUGGCGAACUCCUGAUGAUUUGCCAUUUGCCACAACAUCAGUAACCAGUGAUGCUGUAGACAACUCACAUUCAGGUUGUGCUACUGAUGUUUUAAUGGGCACUACUAAAUCUGAAGAAGACAGUGGUAUGUGUACAGAUCUUGCCCCAGGUAAUGGUUCACUGUCAGUCUCAACAUGUGACUCAGGAAUUGACCUUGUUCAGGUGUCAUGCUGUCCAUCUGAUUCAUCAGUUCUUGACUCCAGCUGCUUAAAUCUGAGGGACAAAGAGUUAACUGAAGGUGCUGAUAUCAAUAAAGCUGUGUCUAAAGCUGCACAAGAUAAAGCUCUGAAACACCUUGAUGCCUCCAGAAGAGAAACUAAUGCUGAUAAACUGGAUGCAGUUUGUAAGUCUCAAGAUAUAGAAGAAGAUGAAGAGGAAGAUGAAGAGAUGAAAUUCAAAGUUAUGGAGAAUCUUGGACUUGAGUUGAAUAAAGCAAAGUAUGCUGAUAGUAAAAGGAGAGCAGCUUUGAGAAAAGAACUGAUCAAGCAGCUGUCAAGUUCAGCCAGCAUAAAGGCUAAAGAAACAGCGGUGAAUGGCCACAAAGAUGUCACAGAAGUUGUUUCCAGGGAAGGAGCUGAUACUGCUAAGUCUGUAGCUAUGGAGGUGAAAUCAUCACUGUUGUCUGGAGAGACUGCUUUCAUUGGACAGGAGGUUGACGCAGUGCAGUCUGAUUCUGCUAGGGAUAACACAAUGUCUUUGCUAGAAGAUAGUGACAUAGCUUCGGUUUCACCUAAUCAAACUAUAAAUUCUUGCUCUGAGCACACAGAAAACUUAGAGACAGUGAAUGAGUCACAAUCAAGAGAUGGAGUUUUUCCUGAUACUGAGGUUUCAGUUAAGGAAUUACAGAAAGCUGAUAAAUAUGAUUCUGAUGAUUGUGUGACAUCUGAAACAAUAGUGAAUAAGUUGCUGACACAAGUAUUGGAUGACAUUGUUAGCCAACAUGAAAAUGAAUCAUCACCAAAUAAUUCAUCAUCUAAGGCUUAUAGCCACACAAGUGCAGAGAGCAUUAUGGAAGAUACCUCUACCUCUGUAAUGGAUGCUAAUUCAGAUAAAGUCAACAUAGAGAUUAUUGAAAAUAUUCCUGAUAUGCAUAGUGACUGCAUAUUAAAUACAAGUUCAAUUGAUAAUGCAACUAUUUGUCCUGAUGACACUAAUGUGUCAAUGCAUGAUGGGACAGAAAUGUCAAAGGAUGAGAUGUUGAAAGGGGACACUGUUGCUGAGUCUGCUGACAUGACCUCCACAAAAGCUGUGAGCACAGAUCAGAGCCCUUUGUCUACCUCAGAAAUUGGCCAAAUGGUAGAGAAUAGUAUUAAAAAUGAAGAAACUGAAAUGGAAGUGGAUGAAGGGGGAGAAGCAAUAAUAAAAGAGAAUAAAGAGUCACCAGGUGAAUAUAAAGUGGCUCCUGAUUCUGUGGACAAUGUUAGUGAACUUCCUGGCACUGAGCUGAACAUGAAUGCAAAUGAAAGUGUCAUGCCUCCUGAAGAUGUAAAUUGUUCUUCCUCAGCUUCUGACAGUUUAGUUCUCCAGGGUUUACCUGCACAACAAAAUGAGUCAAAUCAGGAUUUAGGUAGUGAAAAAGAGCUACAUAUCUCAGCUCUCAUUACACCUGGUGAAGAGAAAUUGCCUGCUAUGCACUUGGUGACUGAUGCUGGGGAAAGUGAAAUAGCCUCAAUGUGUCAUGAUACAUUCUUGGAAGUGCCAAGCACUCUUGUAGAUGCUCAACCUGACAUUAAGGAUCUGUUGCCAACCUUAACCCAAGAUAGACAACCUGAAGCUGAACUGAUAAUCAUAGGUAAAGAUGCACAAUUGCUUAGUGAACUGCCAAAUGUACAUAAAGAUGUACCGUUAGAAAGAGCAGUGACAACCUUGCUCCAACCUGAAAGUGAUGUGACAAGAAUGCCAGAAGAUAGCUUAUUGCAAAGAGAAGUUUCAAGCAUAGAUACAGAUGUAUCAUUAGAAAAUGAAUUAUCUACCAUUCAGGUAGAUACCCCACCAGAAAGUGAAUUGGGAAGCAAUAAUGAAAAUGUACCAUUAGAAAGUGAAAUGCAAAGUACACAUGAGGAUUCACCAUUGGAAAGUGAAAUGUCAGAAAUACCAUUGGAAAGUAAAUUACUUGGCAAUCGUGAAGAUGUACUAUUGGAAAGUGAAUUGCCAAACAGUCUUGGAGAUGCACCUUUGGAAAGUGAAUUGCCAAGCAAUCCUGAAAAUGCACAAAUGGAAAGUGAAUUGCCAUGUACACAUGAAAAUGAACCUUCAAGAGGUGAAUUACUUACCUUGAACAAAGGUGUACAACUUCAAAUCACACAGGAAGAUUUACAACCCGAAAGCCAAUUUCAAACCAAGAAGCAAGAUGCUCAAAUUGAAAUGGGAAUGACAGCCACAAAAGAAGAUGGUCUUUUAAAAAGUGAAUUACCAGUCACACUCCAGGGGGUACCCUUUGAAAAUAGUAAUCCAGACUGUCAAGGUACAUCAUAUGAAGGCACCACUCUUGCACCAUGUGAGGUAUCUUUCACUGACACCCUGGUCUUAUCUGAACAAAACACUGCUGCUCAUAAUGAACAUGUUACUAAUACAAAUGACAAAGCCCCAGGUGAAUUAAUAGUUCCAUCUUAUGACAUUGAAAUGGCUAAUAGCACAAUGGACACUUCAUCUGGGCCAGUAGCAGAGAGCAAUAAAGAACUGCCUCUUUCAUCCUUUGAUAAUAAACAGUGUCUGAUUGAGACUGAAAGCAGUUUAAAUAGUGAAGAACCUGUCUCCCUGGCACCCAUGUCUGAAGUCAAAGGUUCUGAAUCUUUGUUAAGCAGUGAUGUUCAAGGGGAAGAUAGCAAAGAAGAUGAUGAGACAGUACAAAAACUAUCAAACAAACUAAUUGAUAAAAGUAGUGAUGUUGUUCAGCCUGAGGCUAUGAAUGUUGAACCUGAUCUUGCUUCAGAAUUGAAUGCUCAAUCUAGUUUAGAUGUAGCAACAGCAAUUUCGGCAGAGAGUUGUUCAUCUGAAGACACACCAGAUAAGAAGCUGGAACAGCCAACAGAGAUAAAAGAAGAAGUUGAAGAGAAAGCUUCUGUAGAGAAUACUGCCAUAGAGGAGAAAAAAAUUAAAGAUGAGAGAGAGCUUCAUCAUGUCCCAUUGUACCCAGAGGAGAAACCAUUUAGGAGAGGUCUGAGCAGUUGGCAGCUAGUAUGUGACAGCUUAGAAGACUGGACUCAGCUGGCUAAAGAUUUGAAAGACUCUACAUUCUACAAAGAGAAACAGAUGUAUAAAAUACUCAAGAAUGAUUUUCUGCCAGCAAUACCUGGGAUAAUGAUUGACAAGGAAAAAGCUAGAAAGCAGAGAGAGAAAGAAAUGAUGCCAAGAAGGUCAUCUUACAGACUAGAAUUGAAGAAACUGGAGGAAGAGGAAAAGGAACGUCUGACUAGAGAGACUGAAGAGGAGGAAGAAAAGCAAAGAGCUGCCCAAGAAGAGGAAAGAAGGCAACAGUGGAAACAGGAAGAGGAGAAACGACAGAAAGAAGAGAAAGAAAAAGCUAGAGCAGAUAGAGCUAAUCGAGCUCGCCUUCGAGAAGAAAGAGCUCGACUUAUUGCUGAAGGAUUAGAUAUUCCUGCUGAACUAAUGAAUGGUCUUCGGCACGAGGAUGUUGAUGAUGAUGUUGAUGAAGAAAUGCUCAACAACCUGUGGAAAGUGUUUUUAAACAUCAAAGAUAAUGAACAUUCUUGGCCAUUCCUGGAGGCUGUGGAAGAAGGAAACACUCCUGAUUUUUUUGAAAUGAUUAAGGAACCCAUGGAUCUGAUCAAAAUAGAAAAGAAGUUAAAUGAAAGAACCUACAAAGUACCUGAAGACUUUGAGAGAGACAUGAACCUUGUCUUUGAUAACUGUAUUAAGUACCAUGGUGAAGACAGUGAUUUCGGAUACAUGGCUGAGAAUUUAAAGGGAGUGUUUGAAAGAAGCAUGAGAAGAACAUUUAGAGUAUACCUGGAGCCAGCGUACCACCGGACAUCUCGACGACGGGACAAAGUUGUUGAGUCCGGUUAUAUUACAGAAUAUGCAUAUUCUGGUUCUAGAGCGCAAAGAAAACGAUCCCAAAAAGUUAAUUCAGAUUCUGAUUCCGAGCUAGAACCUUUUGUAACAGGCCGUGUCAUGUAUCCAUCAGGAAGAAAAUGGGGAGCUGAUGAAGCUGAAAGUGAAAUGAAAAAAGAUGAAGCAAAGACCACUGAAGAAGAUGGUGAAGAUCCUGGAUUGAAACCACGUGCAACAUGGAGCUAUCGUCGUGAAUUGUUAGGAGAUGAAGCAGGAAAGUUUGAAUCUUACAUUCCAAAGGCCAACAAGCCAAACAAAAGUGAAGCGGAAGAAAAAGUGAAGAGAGUACCAGUGGACCUCAGCAAGUUUCCUGGAGCCAAAUUUCGCUAUUCAACUCCUAUUGUAGAUGUUCCUGUGAAAAAUUCCUGCUUUAUUGUUAACCAGUAUGUUAAAAAACAAAAGCCAAAGGAAGCUGCUCCAAUCAUACCUCAGGUAGCUACUCCUGUGAGUGCAUCAGGGAAACCUCCAGUGAAGGUGGUGAAGAUCUCCCGUGAGGAGUAUGAGAAGCUACUUGCUCAGAAAAAGAUUACUGUUAUUGACUCCAGUAGCCCAGCUGGUCAGAUUGUUAAAUUAAAAGCUGGUUUGCAGCUGAAGGAAACAAACAACCCAGCUGCAAAGUCUGCAAACCAGCUUUCAGCAGAUGUUGCACCAUCACCUGUCUCUGUUCCAUCCAUCGGAUCUGAAACAGAGCCUGUAACCAGGGUAGUGAAGAAAACUGCCUUGGACAUUAAGGAACGCCUCCGGCAGGUGAAUGAAAAGUUAGCCAACAGGCUAAAAAGUCCCAUUACAAAAGAAGAAAUUGUGUGUACCAAUUCUAGGAUUGUGCAAGGACAAAUUAUUUAUAAUGUAUCCCCCAACAAAAUGGGUGGUCAGAUCACUCUUAGUGGGUUGGAGUUAAAUCAAACUUUAUCUGAUUUUAAGACUAAACGUACUAGCAACUAUUGCAAUUUUGAAUAUUUAAAUAAUAAAAAAUCCAGUUCUCCUCUUAGUGAAAAAACUCCACCUGUCAAAAAAGUGAGAUUCAGUGAUGAAAUUACUUCUGUGAGUAAAGAGUCAUUAAAAUUGGAUGAAACUCCCAAAGCUACUGAACAAUCAAGUGUUGAAUUGGAAUUCAGAAAGAGGCUACAAGAUAGUCCAUCAACACAACAGUCAACUGACCUAAAAAAGCCAUCUCUUUUGGCUUCCCCUUCAAGCUCUAAAACUACAUUUGUCCAAAACUCUGUGUAUGACAAGUGGAAAAAUAGGGCUAAGAGAACAAUGGGGAAAUUAUCCAGCGAAGGAGAAGACAAAAGAGGUAAAAGGACAUUAGAGGACAGCUAUUCUUCACUAGAUAGUCAGGUUCCUUGCAAAUACCUGAAAACAGCUACAGGGGAACAUUCCGCAAAAAAAGACGAUGAAUUGAAUCAAGCUCUUUAUAAGGAUCUUAAUAUUUUUCCAGACACGUCACAUUUAGAUGACUCGUCCAGAUUACUUUCUGAUAGUGUAGAAGCCAAAAAUGGUUCUCUUUCAGAAAUGAAUGAAUUAACUGAAAAUUCUUCCUUUGAAUCCCCUGAACUUCUUCAGAGAGAAACAGAUUCUACACAGAAACCUACAUGCUCCAAUUCUGUUUCACUGACAUCAUCAGAAGUCCCCACUUUAUCCACCACAUCACCGUCCACAUCUGCAUCGACAGUUUCUUUCCAUCCACCACCAUCAUUCAAACUAAGUGGUCUAACAUCUCAGCUCGCCCAAGCUAUUGCACUGAAGAAAAAGACUGUCUUAGGAGAGAAUGUUUUUGAAAACUGUGACUCACCACGCAGCCCUCCACUUCUGGAACCCAUGGAGGACACUCAGGACUUGAGAGAAACAAGAGACAGUACACCAGAUGAUGAUGAGAUGCCAGUGCUUGUGCCUGAUCACAUGCCUCCAACCCUUGUGGAGCCAGGAAUGGAUAAUAUUUUUCAGCGUAUGAUGAAUUCUGAAAAAAGUAAAAUUUAACUUGAUUUUGCACAUGUUUUAAUUAAAUUUCAUUAGUAAUGUAUGCUCAUCCGUUUGUCUUUUCUACUGCUUUUUUGUCCUUUAUUUCAUCUUGAAGAAAGCUAAGAAUAAAUACUUAAUGAACAUAGCUUUGUUUGUUGGAAGGCUCAACUUCCUCUACUACUGUAUCAUUGACUGAGUUAGUGUACUUACUGUUCUAAAUAAAAGCUGUGAAAUGUAUUUCUGGUUAUGAUCUAAUGUCUAACUUUGUUUGGCUGUAUGCAUUAAGAUUGUAUUUCAGUUGAUGGAAAUAGUUUUAAGAGAGAAAAGUUGUUUCAUGGUUUUCUCCUAUUCAAUCUGAAAGAAAGUGAUUGAAAAGGCAACUGUCUUAUUAACUGUACACUAUGUUGUUUGUAGGCUAAUAGAUUUUCAUUUGUUGGGGGUAUGUGAGGGAGCAUAAGAACUUCAAUCAAGUAAAUAUCUUCGUUAAGAAAUUUGACAAAAGUCUUCAAUUAUGGACACAGAUGCAACUAGUAUCAUGGUUGUUUUCUGUUGUCUUGAAAAAGUGAUAUAAAAUUAUUGAGUAGAUUUAAGAAACAAAAUAUAUACAUUGUAUACAUUUUAAAAGUCUUUUUGAUUGAAUAAUUAAAAUGGAAUACAGUUUUGUUCUUGUAUUGAGUGCAGAUUUUAUGUUUACUCUGAAUUCUAUCUUUAAGGAACAAGGUCUCUGUAGAGAUUAAACUCUGCCUUUACCUCUAGAUUUGUUAAUAAUGUGCAAUAUGUAGUUUUUAUAUCUAGCUAGUAUUAAAUUGAUUUGUUUAUAACUAACUCCUUUUAUUCAGUAGUUUAUUGAAACACAAUUUUGUCUAUGUGACCAGCUUCUGUAUUAUAACUAUAACCUAGUUUCAGUUAGUUGUUCUGUACAUCACUAAAUCAAGAGUAUUUGCUGAUAUUGGUGUUAGCAUUAGUGUAGAUAUCCAGGCUUCAGUUCUAAGACUGCUGAAGAAUUUGUGUUAACAGACCUGUAAGCACAUUGACUAAAGAACUUCUUAUUUCAUCAUGAAGCUAAUCAGAGACUUAUAAUUUUUCAUUAAACUAGCUAAAUUCAAUGUUAUAUAUGUAUAAUAGUCACUGUUUUAAAACCUCCUGUUAAUGUAAAGAGAUGUACCAAGUUUCAAAAGAAAAGUGUGACUGGUAAAAAGGAGGUAAAUUAUGAAAUAUCUUCAUAUAGAAUUAAUAUUGAAAUCGUGUAUAGAAUAUAGGAUUUGAUAUAUCUAGAUUGUAAGCUCUACAUUUGUUAUUAAUAUACAGUCACCUUAUAAGGUAAGGAAAAAAGUUGUCCUCUUCAUAUGGGAGGAUUUAAUCAUAAAAUAAAACUUGAGGGUAACUUACUGUUUCUAACUCGUAGAUUUACCAAUCCCUUAGUCUGUUGGGGCACACAUCAAGAUACAACUUUUAAUAGUCAGACUAUGCUGUGCUCUUGAUAAUCAUAAACAUGAGUGUGAUUUUGUUUUUUGUAAAAAAGAAACUUGUGUGAGUUUAUCCUAAACCUUGAUAGAAAGGUCAGUUGAGAAACAGAAGUUAGUGUGAUUUUAUCAUUUGGUGAAUUCUGAAGAUUUUUUGAGAGUCAUUUGAAACUGUUUAAUAUCAUCUACUCCAUCAUCUUGAUGUAGCAUAGCUCUAUUCCUACAGUCGCUUUCAUUACAUUGAUCUGAUUAAAUUGAGAGGCACCUUCACUAUCAAGAAUUGGCAUGUGUGAUCCACUUGCAUUGAAAGUCAAAUUAAGUAAUCAAUCCAUUUUUUUUUUUUUUAACUCUAGAAAAACUAUAGAAGAUUUGUUUAUAUAUAUUAAAUUUACCUUAAAACCAAUUGCUACUAAUAAUAACUAUAGGAAUAAACCUAUAUAUACAUUGCCUUCUUUGCUUAGUGAGAACAUUUAAGAUGUUUUAUUGUAAGUCAUUUUGAAUUUCAUUUAAUGAUGUUUUUUUUUUUCAUUUUUAUAAGUUACUUUUAAAAACAACAAAUUAAUUAUUUAUUUUUUUUUUUAAUACAAAAGAUGAAAUAUUAAUUUAUAAUGUAAAGAAAUUUACAACAUAACUUAAUGUGUGUGUGAAUAUAUAAUAUAUAUAUACACAUAUAUAUAUUAUUUGAACCUGUAUUGAUGUACAUUUAACAUUGUAAGUUUCUUGCAAUUGAUUUUUUUUUAUUCUAUUAUAUUUUGUUCAAAAAAAUCAGCUUUCUUUUUAUUUGUGUAUAGUAUACAAAACCUUUUGAUGUCAGCAUAUAGAUAUAUAAAGCUUACUGCAUUUUAGUUUCUACAUGGAUAUCUAUAGUGGAAUUAUUUUUUCCUUGUUCAGAUUUCAAUCUUGAAGCCAUUCCUUAAAUGUUUUUGUUUUUCAGAAUUCAUUCAUGGCUGUACAUUUUAAAUCAAUGCUUCUGCAGACGAAUGUAUUUGAUUUACUUUUGAUUUAUUUCCCAAAGGGCCAUAAGAACUUCAAAAUGUUUGGAAUUUUCUUCACAAAUAUUUUGUUCAUUUUUUUUUUGAGCUCAUUUAGUUGUCUUCCUAAUUUGCUUCAAGUUCUACUGAAUUUUUGUUGGUCCCUAGAGCAAGACUUUUUUCAUGUAAAGUGUUUUGAACUUUGGUUUAAUCUGUGAAAACAAAAUGCAUUGCUUGCGAUUGUGUGUGUCUCAAUGAAAUGUCUGGUUGAGUUGUUUGUUUCCAUUCAUAUCUACACCUACCAAGAGGACUUGUCAGAAAUAAAACAUCAUGUAUUUUA